GGGAUUUUUUGCACUUACUAGUAUUCUAAUUUUAGUCUAGGUUCUGAUAACCUGUUCAGAUCCUGUCCAGAAGCUUCCGUUUCUGGUAAUCUGAGCAACUGGAGAGUUGUAGAAUUAUUUGUACAUUUUUCUAGAUGUUAUGCUUCAAAAAAAAACUUAACUUUUGUAAAACUUGAAAAUUUUUCACUUAGCCAUUUUGAAUACUAUGAAAUUGUAAAAGAACAAAAUGAAGGUUUUAAUGCAUUCACUGCUAGUAAUAGUGGAGAUUAACAUCAUUUUGGAUCGUUCUCAAAAGUAUUCUUUCACUGAAAAAUAACUCAGGAAACAUAUAUUUAGAUAUUACAAUCAUUAAGAGUUGGAGUUACCAUCUAGGAUGCUCCUGUGAAUUGAAGGAUAUUGGUAAGAGUACAGUGUUAGGGAUGCAUGUAGGGUAAAAGGAAACGGUAAACACUAUGCAAUAGUAAAUGAAGACGCGUGGUGGCGCUGCAGGAUAAGAAUGUGAAGAACGGCUCUGCAAAUACCCAGGAAACCAUUCUGGCAAUCAGAACUCUGAAUGCUCCCUAAAAGAAGGAAGCAUAUUAGAGAGCGUCUAGGGCAGAUAUCGUCAGAGAAGACAGCGUUCUACAUGCAGGGCAGUCGGCCAGAUUGGAUUCACUAUCACUUAACAAACCGUCUGGGUGGACUGUACACAGAGGUGAAGAAACGGAAGCUUCGGGACAGGAUCUGAACAAUGGAGACUGCGCUAGCAACAAUGCUGAACAAAAGGCAAGUCAUUUUGCUUGUUAUGCUGUUGAUUUUGAGGGAGGCUGGCUCUGAGGCAAUUAGGUAUUCGAUGCCCGAGGAAACAGAAAGUGGCUACCUGGUGGCCAACCUGGCAGAAGAUCUGGGGCUGAGGGUGGGGGAACUGGGCACUCGAGGGGCGAGAAUCCAUUACAAAGGUAACAAACAACUCUUGCAGCUCGAUGUAAAGACUGAAACGCGCAAAUCCUUUUGUGUCACCACAAGGAAUCAAAAACACAGAGAAGCAGCUUUGCAAGCAGUGUGGAGUUACCAGCCGAUUGGGAACAUGAUAUACAAUAGGUUUAAGAUUAAAAACAAUGUGGUGCCAAUUCCUCCAAACAAGAAAACAGAAAUCAGUAUCACCAGUCUUUCUGUGAGUAUUAAAAGGACUGAAUACAAGCACCUGGACUCCAACAUGGAGAAGCUUCAGAGAAUUCAACUAAACAGGCAAGUCAUGGCGUUAAUUUUUAUGAUGGUAUUAUCUCAGGUUCACUCAGGGCCUAUCCGUUACUCUGUGCAGGUGGAAACCGAGUGUGGUGCCUUUGUAGCCCAUCUGACUAAAGACUUGGGCUUGGGAACUGCGGAACUGGCUGCCCGGUCAGCCAAGGUGUUGUCUGACGAUUAUAAGCAGCAUUUGUUGCUGGAUCCUCAGACUGGAGAUUUGUUUCUGAGGGAGACGCUAGACCGAGAGGAGCUAUGUGGCCCUACUGAACCCUGUGUGCUGCAUUUCCAAGUGUUCCUUGAAAUGCCAGUGCAGUUUUUUCAAGGAGAGUUAUGGGUUCAGGACAUUAAUGACCAUUCUCCAAUGUUCCCUGAUGGGGAAGUGCUCUUGAAAAUACUUGAAAACAGCCAGCCAGGGACUGUAUUUCCCCUGAAAUUAGCCGAAGAUUUGGAUGUGGGCAGCAACGGGCUUCAAAAGUAUACCAUCAGCCCUAAUUCUCAUUUUCACAUUCUCACUCGAAAUGAUAGUGAGGGCAAGAAAUUCCCAGACUUGGUGCAGGACAAGCCUCUGGAUCGGGAGGAGCAGGCUGAGUAUAGCCUAACCCUUACGGCUCUGGAUGGUGGGUCUCCACCUAGGUCUGGCACUGUCAGUGUUCAAAUCCUGAUCAUGGAUGUCAAUGACAAUGCUCCUGAGUUUGUGGACACCCCAUAUAAGGUGCAGGUCCUGGAAAACUGCUCCGUACAUUCCCCAAUCCUUAGUGUCUUAGCUACAGAUAUGGAUGCUGGAAAUUUUGGAAGUGUUUCCUAUGGCUUGUUCCAACCAUCACAUGCAAUUGAACAAACUUUCUCGAUAAAUGAAGUCACAGGAGAAAUCCGACUGCAAAAGAAACUGGAUUUUGAAAAAAUUAAGUCUUACCAUGUGGAAAUUGAGGCUACAGAUGGAGGAGGCCUCUCUGGAAAAGGAACAGUAGUCAUAGAGGUGGUGGACGUGAAUGACAAUGCCCCUGAACUCACCAUAACUUCACUCAGCAGCUCCAUUCCAGAAAAUGCUCCUGAGACGGUCGUGUCCAUCUUCCGAGUAGGAGACAGAGAUUCUGGUGACAAUGGGAAGAUGAUUUGCUCUAUUCCAGACAAUCUGCCCUUUAUUCUGAAACCAACAUUUAUGAAUUUCUAUACCCUGGUGACAGAAGGACCACUAGACAGAGAGACCAGGGCCGAGUACAACAUCACCAUCACCGUCACCGACCUGGGGACACCAAGGCUCAAAACCCAGCACAACAUCACUGUGCUGGUCUCCGACGUCAACGACAACGCCCCGACCUUCACCCAAUCCUCCUACACCCUCUUCGUCCCCGAAAACACAGAACCCUGUGUGGUGCAUUUCCAACUGGUACUGGAAAACCCGGUGCAGUUUUUUCAAGGCGAGCUGCAACUCACAGAUGUAAAUGACCAUGCUCCGGAGUUCACAGAGAGGGAAAUGCUCCUUAAAAUUCCAGAGAGCGCCCAGCCUGGGACUGUUUUUCCUUUGAAAAUAGCCCAGGACCUUGACAUAGGGAGCAACACUGUUCAGAACUACACACUCAGCCCCAACUCCCAUUUUCAUGUGGUUACUCACAAUCGCGGGGAUGGCAGAAAAUAUCCAGAGCUGGUGCUGGAUAAAGCGCUGGACCGGGAGGAGGAGGCCGAGCUUAGUUUCAUACUGUCUGCUGUGGAUGGCGGGGAUCCGCCCAGGUCCGGGACCACCACAGUGCGCAUUGAAGUCGUGGACAUCAAUGAUAACGCCCCUGAAUUUUUACAGUCGCUCUAUGAAGUACAGAUUUCUGAGAACAGUCCCCUGAAUUCCGUCGUUGUUAUCGUCUCUGCCCGAGAUUUAGAUGCAGGAACAUAUGGGAGUGUGGUUUAUACUGUAUUGCAAGGCAAUGCCUUUCCAGAAUCUUUUGCAAUAGACGAAAGAACGGGAGAAAUUCGUCUCAAAAGAGCAUUGGAUUUCGAGGUAACUAGAGAUUAUAACAUAGAAAUUGUAGCUACAGAUGGUGGAGGACUUUCAGGAAAAUGCACUGUAGCAGUAGUGGUGUUAGAUGUGAAUGACAAUGCUCCUGAAUUGACCAUAUCCACGCUCAGCAGAUCUAUCCCAGAAAACUCCCCGGAGACAGUAGUUGCUAUUUUCACUGUUUCUGAUUCGGAUUCUGGGGACAACGGAAAGAUAAUUUGUUCCAUUCAAAAUGAUCUCCCUUUCCUUCUAAACCACACCUUCAAGAAUUUUUACACCUUGAUGACAGAGAGCCCUCUGGACAGAGAGACCAGGGCCGAGUACAACAUCACCAUCACCGUCACAGACUUGGGCACACCCAGGCUCCAAACCCAGGAGGCUGGCUCUGAGGCAAUUAGGUAUUCAAUGCCAGAGGAAACAGAAAGUGGCUACCUGGUGGCCAACCUGGCAGAAGAUCUGGGGCUGAGGGUGGGGGAACUGGCCACUCGAGGCGCGAGAAUCCAUUACAAAGGCAACAAACAGCUCUUACACCUGGAUGUAAAGACUGGCAAUUUGCUGCUGUGGGAAAAGCUAGACCGGGAGGGGCUGUGCGGGGUGACAGAACCCUGUGUGGUGCAUUUCCAACUGGUACUGGAAAACCCGGUGCAGUUUUUUCAAGGCGAGCUGCAACUCACAGAUGGCGCUCCGGCGCCCGAGGGCCCCUUCCCGGCCCGCCUGCUGGACGUCAGCGGCGCCGGGACCCUGGCCCACAGCUACCAGUAUGAGGUGUGUCUCUCUGGAGGUACUGGGACAGAUGAGUUCAAAUUCCUCAAGCCAUUUUUCCCCAACCUCCCUCCCCAGAGUGCUGGGGAAGAGACAGAAGGAAAUGCUAUGGUCCAGAAUAGUUUGGGGUUCCAGUAGCGAUCUGAUUGUGAUACUGUUUUCUUCCAUUUAUCCCUAUGUUACCCAGAUACAGCAUGUGAAUAUCGUGGAGGAAAAUGUCUCACCUUCAGAUACAAGUUCGAUUUUCCUUUGUAAUGGAUUUUUCCAUUGAAUUUUAUCGACACCAUUUAGGAAAAUUCUUUUUUGCUUUUUGGAGAGCUGUUUGCUUUUGGCGCUUUAGAUAGGACCCGGACCCAGGGUAUUCGCACUAUAUCACUGAACUGUACUUCAGCUGCGUUCUACUUCUUUACUGCCUUCCCAUUGCCAUCCGAAACCCAUGCAUGCUGUUGGUUUUCCUGAGCGUUAUGAUCUUCUCAUCGGUAUUUCUUGUGAUGAGCCAUCUUAAUAAAAACAAACGUUAUUUUCGUUUUGUACCUAAUUCUACCCAUUUUGUUUCUUCAUACUCUACAUAUUUGAUGCUAAGCUGAAAAUACAAAAAUGUUUUAUGGCAUUUUCUUCAUUUUAAAUGUUGCCGCUUGGUGCCUGAGGGUCACUUACCGGGCCACCUGGUGGAUGUGAGUGGCGGGAUCUUUUCUCAAAAUUAUUGGCAUGAAGUUUACCUGGCAGGAAGCUCUGUGACUGGGGACUUACAAGUUGUUCAACCAAUAUUCAUAAACUUGGGCGAAGGGCAUGAUAGGAACACCGAUGAAAUGGCAACUUCAGGUGUUAUUCUGAGUUCCAUUAGGAAUGUACUUUUGAUGACAUGAUAAAUUGUGACAUUCAUUCAAAAUUAUCUAUAAAUUCCCAACCUUUCAUUCACAUAAAGAGCUUACAUAUUUACAAGUGGUAGUUAGUGUCAUAUCUAUAAGUAUUUCAUCUAUUGAACUAUUUUCCAUUUUGUACACUGUAUGAGGCAUCUCACAUAACCUAUGCACACAAUGGCAGAAAUACUGUAUCUUAUUUCUCAAGGUAGUCAUUUUUUUUUUUCCCUUUUGGUCAAAUUUUGAAAAUCACAGAUACUUUGAGGUUCCUGAUAUUUGAGCUUGUUCAUUGAUAUCUUGUUUUGAUUAAGAGAAUUUUCCCCAAACUUUCUGAUUAUCAGCAUGACUCUUUUGUAAAUAAUGGGUUUUCAAUUUCAAAAAUAAUUCUUUUAUGAAAAAAGUGAGUGGCCUUAAAAAUUGUUGGGUUGUUUGAAAAAUAGGAUUUCUUUUCACAAAUAAACCAGUAUUUCAUGUGA
Molecule: messenger RNA, 5309 nt
Organism: Chinchilla lanigera (long-tailed chinchilla)
Lineage: Eukaryota; Metazoa; Chordata; Mammalia; Rodentia; Chinchillidae
Product: protocadherin beta-4-like
Exons: 5
Coding region: 731-4111 (1126 amino acids)
Biological process (GO): homophilic cell-cell adhesion
Cellular component (GO): plasma membrane
Molecular function (GO): calcium ion binding
Source: RefSeq, a predicted model, not a curated record